This is a messenger RNA of Eurytemora carolleeae, 5902 nucleotides long. RefSeq lists its product as uncharacterized. Lineage: Eukaryota; Metazoa; Arthropoda; Copepoda; Calanoida; Temoridae. Bases 4940 to 5881 code for a protein of 313 amino acids. The transcript has 9 exons. The record is from RefSeq and is a predicted model, not a curated record.
CUUGGUGAGGAGAAAUGGGCUUAUCUGGAAAACUUGAGUAAAAUGGGUGGAUUUCAACCAUUGAACCCUCUUGUGGAAAAAAUAUGCACAAAUUGUGCCAGAUUUGCAACUCUCAGUCUGCAAAAAGUUGACAUUUCAGUUGUGUACCACUGAAAUAUUAGGAAAUCAAACCCAUCUUGAAGUUUACUUGUAUACAGACCAGAAGGAUAGAACUUGCAUGGAACAAGAAAAUUUCUUGAAUAAAUCCUUGAAGUUAACUUUUGAUAAAAAUUUUCUAUCUGAAACAGAGAACCUGGUCAACAUAUUUGAUAUUAUUGAAAGAAUAGAUGUAAGGUCUGAAAAUAGUUCUGAUUGGAUGACAAAAUUUGGGAAUUUUUCUGACAAACCAAUCAACUUCAGCACACAAAUUUAUCCGUAUGUAGACAAUCAUAUAUUUCUUUGCUUUACUUGGAAUUCCUACAUUUCCCAAUUCUUCAAUAUCAGAGUUAUACCAACCACAUAUUCAGGUCUUUUUAAAAACUUUUUCCGAACCAUAUGAUAUAAUAAUGAAGAGUUUUUAAGGAGAAGUUCAAUUGUAUGUUCAUAAAGAAAAAGAGUUUCUCAGAAGGAAAAGAAAUGCUCUGAUGGAAAUCCACUAUAUCGAUCAUAUCAUGGACUUAAACAUAGACAUCACAUCUAACCAGCUUGUGCCUUCACCAAACAAUCCAUGUGCCACUGAUACUUUUGAUUCUUGUGUUGAUAACUUUAUUAAGACAACACUGAACGAUCAUUGUCGACUUCCUUUUAUGAAAGAUACCAUAGGAGAGAUUCCAAUCUGUAACACUGGUGAUAGCAUGCAAGGUGCACUUAAUCUAUUCCAAACUAGCCAUCUAGAAUGUUCUCAAAUAGAAGUGAGGAUUGAGGCAAAUCCAGUGGACUGGAUGUACAUCUUGAUGAAUCCUAAUUUUCCGGUUAAGACAGUUAUCCCAGGGUACUAUUUGACAAUCCCUAGAACAGUUCUGGUGUCCAGGAUGGUGGAAAAUUAUACUACUGUCUCCUUCAUUGCUGAAUUUGGAGGUUGGGUUGGAUUAUUCCUGGGAGUUUCACUGCUUGGAGUGUUUAAGCUGAUGGUUGUUCCGUAUUUCAAUUCAGACACUGACAAGUUAUUAAAAAAAAUCCUAAUGACUGGUUUGACUUUUAUGAAAACUGUUUGUAUAAUAUGCUUGGCAUACAUACUGUUUAAAUGCUGUGAAAAGAUGAUAACUGGAGAAAUUAAAUCAGAUGUCAAGUUUCAAGAUGAUCUUAAGAAUAUCAGUUUAUCACUAUGUUCUAUGGAAAACAGCUAUAGAGUAGAAUAUUUGGGAGCAAAUCUGUCUUAUGUUGGAAACAUUCCUGGGUUUUGGAAUAAUAUAACAAAAAUAAUGGAUAAGUUAGACACCCUACAAAUUGAUUUUCAAAAUGGAAAUAAAGUUACAAUAAAGGACUUCACCCAAAGUCAACAUUAUUUUGAACUCACUUCCAACAUACCAAGAUAUGGAACAUACAUAGAAACCUGUCAUACAUUUAAAUUGAAAAAUCAUAUAAAGAUGUUGAAAGUUAAAGCCAAGAAAGAAAUGAGAAUUUAUGUUCACAUGUCAGGCCAGCUGUUUAGACCUGGAAGACAUGGUUUUACAUUUAUAAACUCAGAUACAGUUAUAAGCCGAACCAGGUAACAGGUUUUGGCCUUAAAUCAAACAAUUUCAAAAAUAUUGAAAGCAUAAUAGACAUAUCUUUUUGAAAACACUAUGUCUAUUUGGGAAUUUGAUCUAUGAUUCUUUUUGGUCUAAAAGUUUUCUGUUCUAUAGAGAAUUAAAUCAAAAGAUGAAGAAAAUGAUCCAAAAUAAUUUUUUAGAUUUAAAUCUUCACCUUAGCAAAAAACACAGAAAAUGUGAUCUAAAAUUUGAAGGAUCUUUUCUAAAUAGUUUUUUUUUAAAAUUGUCUGAUUAAAUAACAUUUUUUUGUUGUACAUUUGUUUAAAAUCCAGAUUUUUUAAAAUUUUUGUUCAUGUUAGAGAUAAAUAGAUUUUAGUUAAGAAAUUAGUAGGAUUUAGGUUAGAGAGGUUUAGGUUAGGGAUGAGUAGGGUUCAGGUUAGAACUGAGAAGGAUUUAAGGUAGAGAUGAGUAGUGUUCAAGUUAAAUAUGAAUAGGGUCCAAGGUAGAGAUUAUUAGGGUUCCAGUUGGCAUGGUAUCUAUAGUGUUGGGUAUUUUCCCAAAGGCAUUUUCCCAACGGCAACUUCCCAAAUAACUUCUCGUUAGGUUAGGCCUUCUGAGGCGUCGCAGUCUACAAUGGGGGGUCAAGCCCUGCAGCUUGGAUGAGCUAAGGCACCAAGCCCUGAGGCUAGAACUGGCUAGGGGGGCCAAGACCUGUGGCUAGGAUAAACUUGGGAAGUUGCUGCUUAGGAAUUUGCUGUUUUGGAAAUUGCACAGUUGGGAAGAUUCCUCUUGGGAAAAUUCCAUAGAGGUUAUAGUAUAUAGAGUGAUGAUUUACUAAUUGUACAGACCAUGUACUCCACUUCAAAGGUCAAUCUGUAUACUGCAGUACUUGGGGGUGAUUUCUUAAAACACUCAUAUUGCACAUCUGGCUAGGAGAAUUUGUUUUCCAUUUCACUAGUGUAAUUCACUGCUCUUCCAUUGUGUGCAGGAUUACAUUUUCACAGGAAGAGCAAUAUUUCAUCGCUGACAAACAUUUCUCAGAAAACUGAGUAAAAUUUAAGAUAAAAACCUCCCCAUGCACUUAAACUAAGAAAGCGUACCGCAUAUUUGAUGGCUGUACUGUAUGAGUAGGCCAUAAUCUCUUUAUAUCCUUCACCAGUAAACUGUUUUAAAUGUACACUUAGACUAAUAUACACAGACAGAGAGCUAAGAUUCAGCCCCCCUGGAAAAUACCUAACUUUACCUUAUGAUAAAGCCCUACAUGUCUCUACCUAAACUAUCAAGCUUUGGAUACUAUUCUCUACAUUUUGACCCUACCACACUUUAGAUCUAAUUCCACUCUAUUUAGAUGAAAGUCUACACUUCAUAAACAUAUUUUAUUAUGUUUCAUUAUCAGAGGAAAUUUUUAAUGAAAUUUAGUUUUUGAUCUAAUCCUAUACUUUCCUAAAAAAUGUGGGAUUUUGAUUAAAAUUUUUUUUCAAGAUCAAAUUCCACAGAGUUAUUAUACUAAGUUUGAUUGUAUGGAAAAAACGUUUGUUUUUAAAGUUGUUUAAUUUUUUUUGCCCAAAACAAAUUCAUUUGAACCAAUUGAAAAUUCAAAACUUCUUUGAAAAUUAACUUCAAUUAGGUCCAACAUUUAUGAAAAUUUUAUGCUUCUAAAUGAAAUUCAUGUUCCAAGCAAGAAAUUUUCUUUGGGUCAAAUUCACAAUUUUUUUAAUAAAACUUUCUUUGAAGUUGUGUAGAUAUAUUCUUAUUUUUAUAAUCUUCUCAGUGGCCUAACUUUAAGAAUUUAAACAGUGUCUCUGAACAGCAAAAACUGGUUCCCAUUGAGCUCCGGAUGAAAUCUUGGAACACUGAAUACAGUUUCAAGUAAAAUCAACCAUGUUUAAGCUGUGUCCCAAAUUUGAGACAUGGCUCAAAUUUUUAAAAUCUGUCUCUUAGCCCUUUUUUGCUUAAAUGUCAGAAUGGGGAGAUUUUAUUUUUUGGUGAUUUCUCAGUUUUGACUUUUUAAAGUUCUACUGAUGUUUCAUUGCUGUUUUUAAUUUAAGUGAUGAAUAUGGUUAUGUUUGUGAAUCUUUCUUUGGUGUAAGAAUAAAAGUAUUGAAUCAAACCCUCAUUUAUAAUGAUGAAUACAAGGAGAAUAAUAUGUUUGAUGACUGUAUAUUGAAUGCGGUGGUUAAGAAUAUUGGAAACCCAAAUGUUAAACAGAUAUUGAAAUUAGAAAAGCAUAUGAUUGUUACUUACACAUUACCAGAAAAUGUUUUCAAAAAUCUUUCAAGAAUUUUUGAGAAUGUACUUAAUAGCCAGCAAUGUGUAAUACCUAGCCUAAGAAUAAAGGCUACAUUUUCAUUAUGGCAAAUGGAUUCAAUGUCAGUAACAAUGUUUCGUAAAUACACUGAACCCUGGGUAAAUGAAACAUUUGAGAAUAAGCAAAUGUAUUACUUCAACCUCGAGUUGCCUUUCUCAGUAAUUACUAAUCAGGUAAAUUUCAUGUAAUUAUUAUUUUUCUCAUUUAUCUUCAAAAAUGUUCAAAUUCUCAUAGGCCUACUUUUCUUAUGGUAUGGUGUCUUUCAUUGCUGAACUUGGAGGAUGGAUUGGAUUACUUCUUGGAUUCAGUGUCCUUGGAGUUGGCUCUACCUUAAAUGACUUCAUAUUUCGAGAGAAAAGAAAAAUUGCCUUUGUGGGGCAUUUAGUUUUUAUGAUAGCUAUAAUUAUUGCAAUGAUGUAUCUAUCUAUUAUUUCAAUAUUAAAAUUGAAGAGUAGGCCAACAGGAACUAAUGUAGAAUACCAUAGUAUUCAUUCUCAAGUAAACCUGUCAAUAACAUUCUGUAAAACUGGAAAUUUCAAUACAGGCAGAGAUGGGCAUCAAUUUUUGUGAAUGAACAACAUUUUUCAAAUCAUACUAUUGUUUUUAAAACCAUAGUGUUUUUUUAGAAAAUUUACUAACAAUGAAGGAACAAAUUGGAUCAUUCAGAGAAACUUUUGAAAAAAAUUUAAAUUCUAAUUACUGAAUGAACAAUUUCUUUGAACAAACUUGAAAAAACAAUAUUUAUUUUUCACUGAACUAACAAUUAUUUCAAAUGAACUUUUGAAAAACUAACAAUUUUUUUACUAAAAGAAUGAUUUGAUUAAUGAAUGAUCUCACUGAACAAACAAUUUAUGUGAAUGAUCCUUCAGUAAGAAAAAAAUAGAUGGAAAAUGAACAAUAGUUCUGAAAACCAAUAAAUAAAUUUUUUUUCAUAACGAAUAAAAUAGUUUGUUAACAAUCAAUGAACAGACAAAUUAUAAAAAACCAAACAGGCCCAUCUCUUAAUACAGGAGGCACUGUGUACAUACAAGAAAAUGAACAGAUGCCAUGGAGGCUAUAUUUUGAUUUUAAAAAUUAUACAGGAGCGGAAAUGUUUGUUUGGCAAAGAAGUCUUUUUGAAUUAUUUAAAUGUGUGACAAUUCCGUACAAAGGAAUCAGUAUGAAAAUAAAUCACAAAAUGAACAGAUAUAUAUCAGACAGUAUUUACUUACAUGAUUCAGGUUUUCUAUUUGGGCAAAAUGCGUUGAAGAUCAGCAGUGUUUUCUUACAAGAUACAAACAUCCUUCAGCUCUCUGUAAAACAGUUUCAACAAAUUGAAGAUGAUGGCUUGUGUUCAAAUUUGAUAAACUUUGACUUUUGCAGGGACAGGCAUAUUCAGGAUAGAAUGAAUGCAACAUUUGGGUGCGUUUUAUACUUAAGAGAUUCCUUUACUGAAUACAAUAUUUGUGACACAGAAACCACCCCAGCUCCCAUUAAAUAUUCUGCAGUGGGCACCAGAUUUAUACCUCCACCUCCACCACUAGAUCUAGAGAGAAUGAAAAGAAUGCAAAGGCUGAAGGAAGGAUACCAAGAAAUCUCUGCCAGCUUUAAGGCAGGGCCAAUAACUUGCCUUUUUCCAUGUAGAACAACCAUAUUUGAAGUUCACCGUUUUUACAGAGAGAAAAAGAAGAGUGGAUCAGAGGAAAAGUAUCUGAUUAUUAAGAAGCCUAAAGACCUCCAUUCGCAUAAGAAUGAGUAUAUUUACACAAUCUGGGAGUUUGCUGCUGAGUUCGGUGGCUGGAUGGGAGUUCUGUCGGGAUAUAGUAUACUAGAUAUAAGUUUUAUCAUUAUUCAAGCAGUUCAACAUAUUGCACAACUUUUUUUGAAUAGUAUUCCAAAUAUUUUCUAUAAUUCAAAUAAGUAAAUAAAUUCAUGUACAAUUUCA